This is a messenger RNA of Effrenium voratum, 1996 nucleotides long. The record is from the annotation of a GenBank genome assembly. NCBI's taxonomy places the organism in Eukaryota, Dinophyceae, Suessiales, Symbiodiniaceae.
CACGAGUCACCAAUACCCGGCGCAGACUCGCGAGGGGAGAAUGGCUACAACUUGGCGACGUGUCCGCGAGUGAUGGGCAACAGCGGGUGCCAGUCAUGCGGAGUAGCAGAUUGUGACAAGACACCCAGCAAGUCCGGCGCGCCUUGCCGACCUGCUCCGACACAGAGCUUCCAGGGCCUUUCUCCGCAGCACCUGACUGGCUGGGAUUUCAAUGCGCUGAACUUUGAGGCGUCGGCCUUGCAGUCCAUCGCGCAUCAGCUUCUGGCCCCUAGCUACAGCCAGAGUGGCGGGCAAAAGGCGGAGGUCUUGCGGAGCUUUGUGAAGAGCCUGUCGGCCACCUAUCGGCCGGUGGCCUUCCACAACUUCGCGCACGCGGUAGAUGUGCUGCAGUGCCUUUGUUGGCAGUGCGAGCACUUGCCGACGAUGCUAAGCCCCUCCCAGCGCUUGGCCCUGGGCACUGCGGCGCUGGGGGUGGACGUCGGCCAUCCUGGCUUUGAUAAUGCCUUCCUCAUUGAUGUUGGGGACCAGAUUGCAUCUUGUUAUAAUGACUUUUCGCCGCUGGAGAAUAUGCACUGCAGCAAGCUCUUCGAUGUCCUGAAGAAGGAUGGGCACAAUGUGCUGGGACAUAUGCCAGCAGAGGAGUUCCGCGAAGCGCGGCGCCUCGUCAUCGACGCCAUCCUUCAUACUGACAAGUAUUGCCACAAAGAUGUGCUCAACGACGUGCGGGCACUUGCCCGCCAAGGCUACACACCAAAGAGUGUCGAUUUUACUACUGAGGAAGGUGCAGAAAUCCUCCAGGCGCUAUCCCGUGCACUUCUUGUUCUUGCCGAUCUGUCACACCAAGCAAGGCCGUUGGACACCGCCAACGCCUGGGCGGCCGUGCUCCAGACGGAGCUCAGCAGCCAAGAUGAGCGGGAACGAGAGAUGGGGCUGCAGGUUCUGCCAUUAAAUCGGUGGAAGCCCUCGCGUAGCGACUUGCAGCUCCACCUGGCCAUGAGCAGAUCAGGGCCCCUACUGGGUGCGCUGCUUCACAUCUUCCCUGCCCUGGAACCGGCCUCCACCCGUCUGGCGGAGAAUGCCAAGAGCUGGGCCGAGGAUAUUGCUGCACAAGAUGAGGUGGAGGGGCAGCCUCAGGUGGAUGCGCGGCCCAAAAAGAUAGAGACCAUGCUGGACCCUACGCGACCGCCAGCGGCCCCCGUCCUGGAGACCAGCAAAGGUCACGACCGCUUCGGCUACCUCGGGGCAGCGAGACCCUACUCUGGCAGGCAAGAGCGGCUGACGACCUCAACUCUUGCCAGCACGUUGAGUACGAAUAGCCCUCCAGGGUCUAACAUGGGCUCCGAGCCGCCGGCGAACGCCAAGUCGCCUCCGUUGAUACGAGAGGUGCGGCGUUGGAAGGAGAGCCGCACCAACGGCAGCAAGGAGUUCUCCCAGUCGAUCAGAGGACGAGAACUUGUGCUUCUAUACGUUCUCUCCGACCCAGCUGCUGGUGCGCCGGUGACGUAUCGCUUCGUGGAUCGGAACAGCGCCAACCUCGAGGAGUUGGCCGCGGCGGAUGAGGCGGUGGCCAAGGGCUCCCGCGCGGCCUCGGAGGAUGUGGUUGUGGACCGACGAAGGCGCUGCAGUCGUUACGACGGAGGAUCGACGCCAGUGUUGCAAAGUCAGAAAUCCGCCGAUGCCGUGAGCACUAUGGUAGAGUCCAACCGCUUCGACGACAUCAUGUCGGCCCUGCUGCACGGGAACGUGGUGAUGCCGAGCCCUGAGCAGAACUCCAACAGCAGUCCCUCGAUUCAUCACCGUGCCUCCCGCACUUCUGCGGUGGUAUCGGAAAUCUCGGCAGUCACGCGCGAUCGCGCCGCUAUGGCUGCCUCGGUGUUCAGUGUGUUGCUGAAGGGAGAUGCUAGGUGAGGCUCUGCCCCCACGCGACUCGUAGGCGUAGGCGGUGUGCCUUUACGGUUGGCGCUCGACGGAGGCGAACCCUGGCACAAAGAUGCGC